UUUAUUGAUCCUGAAAAAUAACAAAUCCUAUCAGAAUGAGAUGGUUAGCUACCGUUUGACCAUCCGACAGAGUUUGUUUUAUCCUGAUUGGUUGGUUCUUGUCGCCUUUCGUCGAUAAGAUCAGAAAAGCUUUAAAUAACUACAAACUGGAGUUUGUAGUUUGUGGUUGUACUUUUAUUCUGAAGGAUUUAGAGGAAAUGAGUCUACCACCAACCCCUGACAAAACUCUCAGGGAGUGCAACUGUUUUGAUGUCAAAGUUGACUUAGAUUCUCACUUUACUUGAAUAUUUGAUGCUACUUUUUGUGACUACUCAACCACAUCUCUGGGUUAAUAUAAUUUUUACUCCACUACAUUUGUCUGACAGCUUUUCUUGCAACUUACUUUUCAGCUUACAAUAUUAUACAAUUGUAAUGACAAGUAAGAGCCAGUUCACAUCAGAUCACCUCGGGGCACCACCCUGGAAGGAAGGAAAAGAGCCAAUUCACCAAAUCAGUCUCAGAAAGAUACUACAGUGUCAGUUUGUAAAUCUAAUAAUUAAAUUAAUAACUACAAUCUAAAUGAUCAUAACUGUAAGCUGUAAUGGUGGAAGGGUUUUUGAGUCUUUGACAGAGUCGAGUUUGGCAAUAUUCACUCUUGUAUAAUAUUAAAUAGACAGCAUGAAGGUCCAAAACACAAACACCAAAAUUAUCCAUCUAGGAAAGCACACUACUGAUAACCUGAGAUCAUAGUAACAUGCCAACAGUGAACAAGUACAGAUUGAGCACAUGUGCAUUACAUCAGAGUAAGAAGUCCUUUGCUAUGCCAUGCUAUGUGUCAUCUAGGCCCAACUUAACAUUUCCAGUCUUUGAAGAAAAGGUGCUGCUGGUUCCUCAGCUGAUGAGCCAUGCAGGAGAAUUUUGGCAUUCCAGUGUUGAAUGCUGUUCAUGCUGUGCAAAGUCUGAUGAAAGAUGGUGGACGGAGGAAACUGGUCGCUCCUUUCCUUUGCAGAAAUAGCAGCUCAGUGCUAACUCGCUAUGUGUUCCUUGUUUGGCAAGUGGAGGAUAGAAAAAGAUGUCACUGACAACACCACCUGAGUUUCUCCCUGGGAAAUAGUUAAUUGCUUAAAAGGAAAUAAGUACCUUUGUUACAGGUCGCACAGUCCGUAAAUACCACGGGCAAGAGACAUUUUUGAAAAAUAAACUCCAUUUUAUUUCACAAAUACAUCACAACAUCAUCAACAACACCACUGGCUGACUCAGGUGCUGCUAGACUGGUGAAUGAAGGGGUGAACGGAGCUGGGCUACCUCACGCCCAAACUCAAAUCAAAAUGGAUGAUUAACAAAAGCACCUGUGACACCACGCACACACACAUUAGUGAAGAAAAAGACCCAUCACCAGGGACUGGGUCGCCGUCAGGGGCCCACAGCACCCGUCCACAAAGAGAAAGAGAAUAUAAACAAGCCUCACAGUUCCAGCACAGCCACUUUAAAACACACACAAAAACACACUUGAAUUCCUUCACUUGGGGCAAGGACUCAUUCCCCACCCCGAGUAGGUCAUCCACCAGUUUCCCUCUGAGAACCAUGGCCUCUGAUUUAGACAGUAGGUGAUUUGUUGAUUUUUAACAGGGGGUGGCCCAAUGGGAGCACCGCUCUGCCCAGACACACCUAUGUACACCUCCCAAAGGACAUUGUUGCAGGACGCCUUAACUAUAACUGUGACAUUUCUAAUUCUACAACUUCAUUUUAUCCAGUUGUCUUCCUUCUCUCCCCACAACAACUGUCUUUUUAGAACUGUAUUAAAGUAAUGAGUAAAUACACCUUUAAUUUGUAUGCAGUAGACUGAGUUUAUUCAGGCAGGGCUUUCUGAUGUUUCUCACAAUACACUGCAACCAGGGUCAUUUUAAGUUACAUGACUCACAUGACCCCUUAUAAUUUUUUACCAUCUAAAUUCCUCGAGGGACACACAUUGAACAUUGUGCAAAAUAGCAGAGUGCGACUGAUUUCUUGGUCUUUAGCUUUAUCGAUUUACCAGCUGAACGGUUUAAAACAUUAUAUUUAAAUAUAAUGCAGGUAAACAUGCCUGAGGUAAUUACAAGUUUGUGUUAUGACAUAGUUUGUCCAGCAAACUUUGUGCAUUUCAAAGGGGGAUAAAAUGGCUGAUGUCAGGAAAUGUAAAAGGUACCUCACUAAUGGUUAAACUAUAAGCCAGCACAAAAAUGACAAUUGGCAACAUAACAUAAGCCACCAUGUUCUGAACAGACACAUUUAAAAUGCUAACAAAAAGUAACAUUUUGGUUUUAGAAUAUUAACAGCAAACUUUUGUUGAUCUGGUCAUUUUUUUGUUUUUAUACAAUGAGGAGUCUGUACAGGGUGUUUUAUUUUGAAAACUGACCGGAUGCUCUAUUUCCUGCCGGCGCGAUCUGCUCCGCUUGUUGCAGCUUCUGUCCAAAAUAAACUAGGCAGCCGGAUCGCAAAGCAGCCGUGCCCAGCCUGACUUCACUGUGUGUCGGAGCUGAUCGCGGUCGCUUGUGAUUGGUAACACUCUAUCUGCUGCUUGUGGAUGGAGAGAGAUGGCAGGUUAACAAGGAGCAUGCUUUUUGGUAAUUUUGCUAACAAGGGGGACGGCAUCCCCCCUCAUUCCCCCUCAAAUCGCCUACUGGAUCUAGAGGUGCUGAUCCUCAUCCCUGCCACUUCACACUCAGCUGCAAACUGAUCUACAGCCAAUGGUGCCAUUAAGACCACAUCAUCUGGAAAAAGCAGUGAUUCGAUCCAGCAUCUUGGAGUAGACUUUCCCCAAGCAGGCUGAGUAGUGUGAUACCUCUGUAAUUGGCACACACCCUCUAGUCCCCCUUCUUAAAGAGAGGGACCACCACACCUCAGCACUGACCCCGACCCCCACGUAAUGUUGAAGAACUGUGUCAACCAAGACACUCAACACCCAGACCCUUCAGCAUUUCUGGUGGUAUCUCAUCGAUCCCUGGGGCUUUGCCACUGUGGAGUUGUUUGACUACCACAGUGAUUUCAGCCAGGGAGAUCGGCGAUGAUACCCCAUCAUCCUCCAGCUCUGUCUCUGUUACAGAGGGUGGCUGAGUGGGAUUCAGGAGGUCACCAAAGUACUCCUUCCAACACCCUAUGACCUCCUCAGUUGAAGUCAACAAGGUCCCCUCCUUGCUGCACACAGCUUGGAUGGUUCCCAGUUUCCCCUCCUAAGGUGGCCGACAGUUUUCCAAAAGCACUUUGGCGCCACCUGAAAGUCCUUCUCCAUGGCUUUGCUGGACUCACACUCACUGCUUUGCCUCUGCCACAGCUGCAGCUGCUGCCCUUCAGGCCCAUCAGUACCCCAAAACUACCUCAGGAGUCCCCCAGCACAACAUGUUCCUAAAGGACUCCUUCUUCAGUCUGAUGGCUUCCCUGACCACCGGUGUCCACCACGGUGUCCGAGGGUGGUCGCCCCUUGAGGCACCUAAGACCCUAUGGCCACAGGACACAGCUGCAGCUUCAACAAUGUAAGCUUUGAACAUCAUCCAUUCAGGUUUGAUUUCCUCCACAGGGAUGAUAGAAAGCUCCUUUGGAGGUGGGACUUUAAGGUUUCUCGGACAGGAGCCUCCCCCAGACGUUCCCAGCAUACCCGCAGUACUCGUCUGGGCUUAACAGGUCUGUCCAGGGAUUUCCCCUGCCUCCGAACCCAACUCACCACCAGGUGGUGAUCAGCUGACAGCUCUGCCCCCUCUCUUCAUCGGAGUAUCCAAAACACACGGCCUCAGAUCAGAUGAUACGAUCACAAAAUCGAUCAUUGACCUUCGACCUAGGGUCUGGUACCACAUACACUUAUGAGCAUCCAUGAACAUGGUGUUCAUUACAGACACAGUUUUCCCUCUAGCCCUUAGGCGUAGGGUGACCCUCUCAUCCACCAGGGUAAACUCCAACAUGGCGGCGCUCAGCUGGGGACUUGUGAGUAUCCCCACACCUGCCCAGCUCCUCACACCUUUGGCAACUCUGGAGAAGAAAAGUGUCCAGCCCCUAUCCAGGAGUUUGGAUCCAGAUCCAAUGCUGUGCGUGGAGGUAAGCCCCACCAGAUCCAACCGGUAAUGCUAGAGUCAGCCUCUGCUGCCCAGGUCUGGGUCGCCGAGGCCUGUCACCACCACUGCCACCCAUGUGGCAGCGCACCCAACCCCAGCGGUUUCUCCUGCAGAUGGUGGGUCCAUGGGAUGGGGGAGGGAAAAGGCAGACCCGGCCACCAGGCACGCACUCAGGGGCCCUCCGUCCAGGCCUGGCUCUGGACGUAGGCCCCGUGCUUCCUCCAGAUUGAAGAAAAUGUCCUCAGAAAUCAUGGACGUCGCUGCCCUGGGUCGACCUUUCACCCUAGGAAUGCUCUAUGAUGCUCGCAGAGAUGAACUGAUCCCAGGUUUUACAUUGUGGGAUCAAAAAACUCUAAAAGACAAAACAGUCGAAACAUCUCAACAAACCAGUAACUUUGAAGUCUCUGCAUCUGACUCCAUUGAAUCCAAGUCCUCGCUGAUGGAUAUUGAAGCUUCUCUGAGGCUGAGUUACAUGACUAAACUGGUCAAGAUUGGAGGAUCUGCCAAGUAUCUGAAUGAUACGAAGAAAUUCAAGAAUCAAAGCAGAGUGACGUGUCGGUACAACGCUACCACACACUUCAAUCAGCUGUCAGUGACUCAAGGUGAAACCAUGAACCCCCAACAGAUAGAGGUCAUCCGGAAGGGCACGGCAACACAUGUAGUCACAGGAAUCCUUUAUGGGGCAAAUGCUUUCUUUGUGUUUGACAGUGAGAAGUUGGAAGCCAGCAGCGUUCAGGACAUCCAGGGCCACAUGGAGGCUGCGAUCAAGAAGAUCCCCACAUUUAGUCUUGAGGGAAAAGUUGACAUCAAGCUGACUGAGGAAGAAAAAGAACUGACCAACAAAUUCUCCUGCAAAUUCUACGGAGACUUCAUUCUUGACAGAAACCCUGCAACUUUUGAAGAGGCAGUGAAGACCUAUGUAGAGCUUCCAAAGCUGCUGAGAGAAAAAGGAAAAGGUACUCUUCCCCUGAAGGUCUGGAUGAUGCCUCUGAAGGUCUUUGACACGACUGCAGCUGAGCUGAAGAGAGAGAUCAGCGUUGGAUUAGUGUGGAAGUUGCAGAAUGCUCUCGAAGAUUUAAGAGAAAUACAAAUGAGAUGCAACGAUUCUCUGGAAGACACAGUGGUACGGAAACUUCCACAGAUCAAAAACGAGUUCAGCAAGUUCCAAAACUGUUGUGAUCGUUAUGUAUCUAACCUCCAGACGACCAUGGCGAAGAAACUUCCCUCCAUCCGUGAUGGUGAAGAAGACGAGAGCUCAGUAAAGAAACUCUGUGAAGACAGAAACAAGUCACCAUUCAGUCAUGAAAAACUAGACAAGUGGCUGAAUCAUAAAGAGAGAGAAAUCAACGUCAUCAGGUCCUGUGUGGAAAUGAUGAAGGGAACAAAGAUCGUCCAUAAUGAGUCAGAGCUGGACAGAGAGGUUCUUGCUGCAGGUGUCGAUGAUGCUCUGUGCUUCGUCUUCACCUCCCUGCAGAGUGCCGACCCCGUCCUGCAUGAGAUGGAUAAUUACCUGGAUUCAGUUAGAGGAAGUACCAGUGAAGUCCCAUGGUACUACUCAGGUGAAGUUUUAACCAGAAUGAGAGAAAAAGCCAAAUCUUUCCAAGAUAUUGCCAAAUCCUUGAAGAGCUUCCGUUUCCUGGUAGCGGCCAUCAGAAAUGAGAAAUACACCGGAGCAACAAUCUACCACUACAAGAACGGCAUUCUGCUGUCUGAGGAUUUCUCAAGGCCGGACAUCCCUGAUGUGAAGACUGUCACAGACAGAAGAGCUUUACUCUGGUACGCCUGUGAUCUCACUCUGGACCCAGACACAGCAAACAACUGGCUCAUUCUGUCCGAGGGAAACAAGAAGGCGACACGUGGAUCAUAUCAAUCAUAUCCUGACCUCCCACAGAGAUUUGAUUACUGGCCUCAGGUUCUGUGCAGAGAGGGGCUGACUGGGCGCUGCUACUGGGAGGUGGAGUGGGGAAACAUGUAUAUAUUAAAUGGUACUGUAGGUGUUUGCUACAGAGGGAUGUCAACGAAAGGAGACAUUGACCAGAUCAAGCUCGGAGGGAAUAAACUGUCCUGGGGUUUAAAAUACAUCAAGGUUCUAGUUUUUCCUUCAAAAUUCUAUGCAAAAUAUGAUAAUCAGUUCCAUCACUUACCUGUUCCUCCUCCUCCCUUCACCCGUCUGGGAGUGUAUCUGGACUGGUCUGCUGGCACUCUGUCUUACUAUAAUGUCUCAUCUGACACUGUGAGUCACAUCUACACCCUCCACACCAAGUUCACUGAGCCUGUGUACCCAGGCCUCGAGCUCUGGGCAGGAUCCAGCAUGUCUCUGUGCCUGUAAACUUGUCGGCAUGUUUCAGUUCAGAUUCAGUUCAGUUCACUGAGAUCACAUGUAAUCAUUUCCACCACUUGAUCAGUGUGAAUCUUGUACCAUGUAACUUUAACUGGAGUGAACUCCUGCCUGAUUGCUCCUCAAGCUAUGAUAAAUGUAACAAAGUGUAUUUGGUUAAAUAUUCUGUGUUCAUCGGGAAAAUAAAACAAUUGAUCAGGUAGUGAAACUAGCAGAGGUUGCUAAUAGUUAACAGGCAGAUAGUCGGAGGGUCGUAAUCUGCCUCAGGACCUCAGAUGGAACAGAGCAGAUAAAGAAGAAAUUGAGUAAAAAUCUAGUCUCUAAUAUUAUGUGUACUUACUGUAAGUAUUAAAAGUACAAGAGAAAGUAAAUUAUAAAUAUAUUAACUGUAAAUUAUGAAUUAACUGAUUAUCAGAAUCCAUUUUUUAUUUUAACUAACUGUCGAUAAGAGAUGUGGAGUGGAAAUAUAAAUAGACAGAAAACAGUGAUGGAAUGUAACUAAGUACAUUUACUCAAGUAAAGUACUUAUGUUUAAAUAGGAGGUACUUGUACUUUACUUGAGUAUACUUGAAAUGUAGUCGAGUAAAGUGUAAAGUUGCAUCUUGUUCUCUGAAGCAACACGAAGACGCUCAGCUGUUGGUGUGAUGAGUGGUUUCGUCCACUAGAGGUCAGGAGUCACUUGGCUUCACUCUGCUGCUGCUCUGAGACUUCACGUCACAAACACAUGAACGUUUAUCAGAUAACAAGUUCAGGAAGUCAAACACAGACUGUCAGCUGAGUGUUCUUAAGAUCUGCAGCAGCAUAACGCCGAACAAAAGUCAAAAUUAUCAGAUAAAAGUCAUAAUUCGGAGAUGAUUAGUCAAAAUUGGGUUCAACUAAAUGUAUUAAUCAUAAAUAUUAUAUCAUGUUAAUCCAGUUUGUUGUUGGACUGGCAGAAGUGGUCUGUAUGUGGUGUUCUGGUUCGGUUCUUCAUGUUUCUGACACUAACAUGAAUAAAAGUUAUGACAUUAAACAUGAUUUAUUUGCGGUGA
Acanthopagrus latus (yellowfin seabream) is the source of this 7430-nucleotide messenger RNA. Its product is annotated as neoverrucotoxin subunit alpha-like. Bases 4186 to 6390 code for a protein of 734 amino acids. NCBI's taxonomy places the organism in Eukaryota, Metazoa, Chordata, Actinopteri, Spariformes, Sparidae. The record is from RefSeq and is a predicted model, not a curated record. The transcript has 4 exons. Gene Ontology annotation, molecular function: protein binding.